Messenger RNA from Cadophora gregata, 645 nucleotides. RefSeq lists its product as uncharacterized. The record is from RefSeq and is a predicted model, not a curated record. Lineage: Eukaryota; Fungi; Ascomycota; Leotiomycetes; Helotiales; Ploettnerulaceae. The transcript has a single exon. The coding region runs from base 1 to 645 and encodes 214 amino acids.
AUGGACAAGAUCAUCGAGACUCUUGCCCACCACGCUGUCCACGAAGCCGGACAUCAUGCCUUCAAGUCAUCCCACACGAAACAUUGGACGACACAAGAUGAAAAACAGCUUGCUGUUAAUCAAUGGAAUGUAAAAUUUCCAUACGACGACGUCAUCUCCAUUCAUAGCUCCUACACACGAAAAACCCCCUUCUUCGUGGAAUUGCAGUAUUCAGUCACUGAGUACUGGACUGCCCGGGUUGACCCUACGACAAAGUCUAUCUUUUGCCAGAAGCUAUCUGUGCGCGACUGUCAUAUGCCAUGUCCCGGGAUGAAUGAGCUACAUGUCCCCAACUUUCUCUUGGGUGGUGAUGAUGUUGUCGUGGCUGAGCUUAUGGAACGCGAUUCCCGCACUGGUGUAAUCGGCACCAAGAUGAGGACGCUUUUAGAGGUUGUGAUGCUUGCCGUAUGUAACGGCAAUGCUUCAUCAUUCCAACUGGAUAAUGUUGGCUCGGGUCGGCAGCCUCUGUAUCGCAUGUGCGAGAAGAAGUCGGUUAUUUGGGAUUCUAGUAGGAAGGAAUGGUACCAAACCAUGUCGUUGUCUAAGACAGCUGUUAGAAUGUGCGGGUCAUGUCUUGGAAAGGUCAAAGUGCUUGUGGAUUCGUAG